Glossina fuscipes is the source of this 441-nucleotide messenger RNA. Its product is annotated as turripeptide Gsg9.2-like. The transcript has a single exon. NCBI's taxonomy places the organism in Eukaryota, Metazoa, Arthropoda, Insecta, Diptera, Glossinidae. The record is from RefSeq and is a predicted model, not a curated record. Gene Ontology annotation, molecular function: protein binding. Bases 91 to 321 code for a protein of 76 amino acids.
ACAGGGCCAAAGUGAGUCAAUUUAGUUUAGCAGCGAAAUUUCAACCAACAAGUUUCACAUUUGGCGUAAACACGUACAUAAAAAGUUAUCAUGAAAUAUUUUUGCGUUUUCUUUAUUGUACUUUUGGGUCUUUUGGCUGUGAUGGCCCAUCACGGCGAAGACGAAGCUAGCGGAGAUGGCUGCAUGUGUACUCGGAUAUAUGAACCAGUUUGCGGUACCGAUGGCCACACUUAUCCCAAUCCCUGCGAACUUUUGUGUGUACAACGAAAAAUGCAUCGUAACGGUGAACAUAUCGAUUUGGCUCAUGACGGUCAAUGUUAAUGAAAACAAAUGAGAAUUGAAAAGUUUCGCGAGAAAGUCUUUGUAAAAGGCAAAGUGAAGAUUAUUGUGUAAACUAAAUAAAAAGCGUCGCAAUAAACUAAAAAAAAAAAAAAAAAAAAA